AUGAGGAAUUUUGUAAAUAAAAUGAGGAAUUGCUACUAUUUGGUAAUGGUUUUUAAUAUAGUUUCAGUUAUAAAUGCAUUACAAUAAAGUGCUUAUAUUGAAACCGAUUUUAUUGAAGACUUAACAAAACCAGCGCUCAACUCUACACGUUGGAUGGAUUACUCUACUGCUUAACCAUUUUAAUUUGACUAAGACAGUAAAAGAUGGACUACACACAAUCCUGCAUACCUAUAGCUUGGAGUCAGUCUUCCAAAUAACCCUGAUAAUGCUAAAGGUAUGUCUCUCAGGCUUUCUUAAUCUUUUUGUACUGAACCAGGUAAUAAAUGUUGUUUUGGCUCAAAAUGCUCAAAUUGGGCUGGAGUACAUCUAGAAUCAAAUAGCUGUUUUUAAUAUGGUGUCUUCAAAAUCAGGGCAUCUUUCAAGCUAUCUAAUCAAAAUGAUGCACUUUUCUUUUUUGGAAUAUAUGUUGAAAGUGGAAGUAAUAUGGAUUCUUCUUCUGUAUGGAACGAAAUUGAUAUUGGAUAUGGAAACGGUCCAUCUUUCAACUCACAAACAUAAUUUUUACCUGCAACUUUUUCACCAAACGAAAAUAAAAAAGUAUUUGACUCUAAUUCUAAUCCUUCCUACACAGAUAACUUUUCUAAUGGAUACCAUAACUACGCUUUAUACUGGAUGCCAAGUUAUGUAGCAUGGACAAUUGAUGAUGUCGUUUAUUGGAACUCCACAAAUUCAAGUUAAUAUCCAACUCCAUGGAGAUGCUCUAGCUUUAGAAUAAUUUUUAGAACAGAUAAUGGACAAUCAACUGCAUCCGGUGAUCAUUUUGCUUAUAUUUAAAGUAUUUAAUAUAUAUCUAAGGCUACAUACUUAAAUACAAACUCCUAGAAUUCACAAAAAAGCGGCGAUAACUCAAUAAAAUUAUAAGAUCUAUCAAUAAAAUUACUCAUAUUUUGUCUUUUUUAUAUUUUAAUUUGA
Messenger RNA from Tetrahymena thermophila SB210, 972 nucleotides. RefSeq names its product glycoside hydrolase family 16 protein. The transcript has a single exon. Gene Ontology annotation, biological process: carbohydrate metabolic process. The record is from RefSeq and is a predicted model, not a curated record. Gene Ontology annotation, molecular function: hydrolase activity, hydrolyzing O-glycosyl compounds. NCBI's taxonomy places the organism in Eukaryota, Ciliophora, Oligohymenophorea, Hymenostomatida, Tetrahymenidae.